AUGGAGUGGAUUAAUGAGACGGUGGUGAGAGAGUUUGUCUUCCUGGGCUUCUCAUCUCUGGCCGGGCUGCAGCAGCUGCUCUUCAUUGUUUUCCUCCUCCUCUACCUCUUCACCCUGGGCACCAAUGUCAUCAUCAUUUCCACCAUUGUGCUGGACAGGGCCCUUCACACUCCCAUGUACUUCUUUCUUGCUGUUCUUUCUUGCUCUGAGACCUGCUAUACAUUUGUCAUUGUACCCAAGAUGUUGGUUGAUCUGCUGGCCCAGAAGAAGACCAUCUCCUUCCUGGGUUGUGCCAUCCAGAUGUUUACUUUCCUCUUUCUUGGCUGCUCUCACUCCUUUCUUCUGGCAGCCAUGGGUUAUGAUCGCUACGUGGCCAUCUGUAACCCACUGCGCUACACAGUGCUCAUGGGACAUGGAGUAUGUGUGGGACUAGUGGCUGCUGCGUGUGCCUGUGGCUUCACUGUGGCCCAAAUUAUCACAUCGCUGGUUUUUAAUCUGCCCUUUCACUCCUCCAACCAACUCCAUCACUUCUUCUGUGACAUUUCCCCUGUCCUCAAGGUGGCAUCUUACCAUACUUACUUCAGUCAGAUUGUCAUCUUCCUGCUUUGUGCGUUGGUCCUCGUUAUCCCACUGUCGUUGAUCUUAGUCUCCUAUAUCCACAUCAUCUCUGCCAUACUCCAGUUUCCUUCUACGACGGGCAGGUACAAAGCCUUCUCCACCUGUGCUUCCCAUCUCAUUGUCGUCACUGUGCACUAUGGCUGUGCCUCCUUUAUCUACUUAAGACCUAAAUCCAACUACUCCUCAAGCCAGGAUGCUCUGAUCUCAGUGUCCUACACCAUCCUAACUCCAUUGUUCAACCCGAUGAUUUACAGCUUGAGAAAUAAAGAGUUCAAAUCAGCCCUUCGCAGAGUUGUGGGAAGAACAAUUUCCCUACCACAACAUUAA
This is a messenger RNA of Elephantulus edwardii (Cape elephant shrew), 945 nucleotides long. Its product is annotated as olfactory receptor 10K2-like. The record is from RefSeq and is a predicted model, not a curated record. Gene Ontology annotation, molecular function: G protein-coupled receptor activity; olfactory receptor activity. The transcript has a single exon. Gene Ontology annotation, cellular component: membrane. The coding region runs from base 1 to 945 and encodes 314 amino acids. Lineage: Eukaryota; Metazoa; Chordata; Mammalia; Macroscelidea; Macroscelididae. Gene Ontology annotation, biological process: G protein-coupled receptor signaling pathway.